AGGGCCGGCGGCGCCAUGGGGUCGCGGAGGGCCCCCAGCCGGGGGUGGGGCUCCGGCGUGCGGUCCGGGGAGGAGGGCGACGGCGAGGACGACGGGCCGGUGUGGACCCCCAGCCCGGCCAGCCGCAGCUACCUGCUGAGCGUGCGGCCAGAGGCCAGCUUACCAAGCAGCCGGUUGUCUCACCCCAGCUCUGGAAGGAGCACCUUCUGCUCCAUCAUUGCUCAGCUAACAGAGGAGACCCAGCCACUAUUCGAGACCACACUCAAGUCCCGGGCUGUGUCCGAGGACAGCGACGUCAGGUUCACCUGCAUCGUCACAGGAUACCCGGAGCCAGAGGUGACCUGGUACAAGGAUGACACAGAAUUGGAUCGCUACUGUGGUUUGCCAAAAUAUGAGAUCACUCAUCACGGCAACCGCCACACGCUGCAGCUCUACAGGUGUCAAGAAGAAGAUGCUGCCAUCUACCAGGCCUCUGCCCAGAACACCAAGGGCAUUGUGUCCUGCUCAGGGGUCCUAGAGGUGGGCACCAUGACUGAGUUCAAGAUCCACCAGCGCUGGUUUGCCAAACUGAAGCACAAGGCUGCAGCAAAGUUGCGUGAGAUUGAGCAGAGCUGGAAGCAUGGGAAGGAGGCCGUGGGGGAAGCUGACACCCUGCGCAAACUCAGCCCUGACCGCUUCCAGAGAAAGCGGCGCCUGAGUGGGGCUCAAGUGCCAGUGCCCUCAGGCCCUACUAGGGAGGCUGAGGAUGGGACCCCAGUGGCUUGGCAGGAGGGCGAGACAGAGCCUGUUCAGUUCCCAGGCUUGGGCCUGAUCAACAGUUUUGCUCCUGGAGAGGUGACCACCAAUGGGGAGGCUGUCCCCGAGAACGGGGAAAAUGGGGAGCAUGGCUUGUUGACAUACAUCUGUGAGGCCAUGGAGCUGGGGGCCCAGACUAUUCCCAAAAAGGAGUCUGGGGUCAAGAAGAAAAAGAAAGAUGAGGGGCUCAAGCAAGGUCUGCAGAAACCAGAGUUAGAGAAGGCAGCCCAAGGCCACCGUUCUGAAAACCGCAUGCCCACUUCAAAGAAGCCCGACUCACGUGGAACACAGAAGCCCAUGGACACAGAGCAGGUCCAGACGUGGCCCAGAGGCAAGCCUGCACGGGGGUCUGGCUCCUCUGGAGUAGACAGCACUAGGAAGCCAGCCUCCUCUGUGGGCACUCCAGACAAGGCUCAGGAUGUCCCUGCCCUGGCCCCUGCCCCAACCCCUGCCCCAGCCUCUGCCCCUGCCCCUGCCCCAGCCCCAAUCCCAGGUCCAGGCCAGGAAGUGCGUUUCUCCCUGAAGGACUUGUAUCUGGAGAAUACCCAGGGAGCCAGGCCUCAGGAGGAGGGGUCCUGGGCCCCAAGAGGCAGGGCACCUGGAGAAACAUCCUGGGGGAAGGUACCCAGCAAGGCUACAGGUGAGAUAGGGCCUGCUUCUCCUAGCCAGCCCACUCCUUCUUUGGCCCCACAGCCGACUAGGCCUCUCAACAGGAAGAGAUUUGCCCCUCCGAAGCCCAAAGGGGAGCCCACCACCAGCAAGCCCGAGUCUUCCAUGAGUCAAUCUCCAGAACCCGAGGCCCCAGAUUUAGGGAAGACCCCACUUCAGUCUUCUGCCCUAGUUCCGACACCCCCUGCCCGGCGGAGACACAGCACCCGGGACAGCCCCCUGCAGGGGCGAGCAGGCCGCAGGACUCCAGGACAGGACCUGGAGUCCCAGGCAACCAUGGCUUCUUUCACAUCGGCCAGCAGCAGCUCUCAGGGGGCCUCUGGAAGUCAGGGCACCAUCGAACCCAUGGAUACAGAAAUCCAGGAGCAUAGGAACACAUCUGCAGACGGGAGAACUAGAGACAAGAAGAGUGCAAAGGUGGAUGGAAAGAUGCAGACAGAUGGGCAGACACAGGCAGACAGAACCCAGACAGCCCAGAGGACACAGACAGACAGGGAGACACAGGUGGACACUGUGACACAGGAAAGUGUGAGGGCUCAGUCAGACAGGAGUUCACAGAAGGAUGUGGUGGGGACACAGGCAGAUGGUAAGAGACAGGAAGGCAAGAAAGACAGGAAGACACAGGAAGAUGAGAGGACACAGGAAAACAGAAGGGUUCAGGAGGAAACAGGGACACAGUCAGAGGGGAGCAUAGCCAGAGCCGUGAAAGGUCAGCCACGGAAGGAGUCCGUGACAAGCCUCAGCCUGCAGUCCAGAGUCCCUGACCUCCCGCCUUCUGAGGGCCCAACGUCUCCUCAGAGUAGAGGAUGUUUUCAACAGCUCCCAGAAGGGUCUUCUGUACCAGAAAAACCUGAAUUUGUGCUCAGAUCUGAGGCAGCAGCAGAAAUAGCCUCCAGGAAUCAUGCGGAAAUUGUACUGGGUGGCCUGUCAGGGAGCCUCACACACCCAGGCCAGCUAUCUCCUCAGGACAGCUUGGAGCCGAUGGGAGAGGAGAAAUGUCGAGGGCCAGAGCGGUCAGGCCUGGUCGAGAGCAAGCCAGAAGACAGCCUGUUCCAGUGCCCCAAGGAGGACCCGCUGGGGGGAGGGCUGUCUGUGGAUCCGGCAGGCCUGAGCUCAGAGGUGCCCAUGGUGCCCUCUCUUUCUGGCACUGGCCUGACCAAUAGCCCGUUGGAGGGCCUGCCUACCACCCCGACUUCUCAGCAUGUGAGUGCAGCUGCCGUCCUCCCCUAUGGGGUUCAGGCCAUGCACUCAGGGCCGGGAACCCCCACCCAGAGUCACCCAUCAGAAACCAUGGCUGCCAGCAGUGAGGGGGCCUGUGCCCCAGGCCCCCGGAGCUGUGACCCUGGCCUCAUAGACUCCCUGAAGAACUACCUGCUUCUGCUGCUAAAGCUGUCCAGCACAGACACAAGUGGAGGGGGUGCAGAGGCCCAGGAGGGGGCUGCCACCAUGGGUCCCGCGCCUUCAUCUAGGCUGGUCCCCACUGUGGAAGUGGCAGGCCUGAGUCCCCGGACAUCAAGGCGCAUCCUGGAGCGAGUGGAGAACAACCAUUUGGUGCAGAGCGCACAGACCCUACUGCUGAGCCCCUGCACCUCCCGCCGCCUCACCGGCCUCCUGGACCGCGAGGUGCAGGCUGGCCAGCAAGCCCUGGCUGCUGCCCGGGGCUCCUGGGGCCCUGGCCCCAGCCCCCUCGCUGUCCCUGCCAUUGUGGUUGGUGAAGAGGGCCCUGGGCUGGCCUCAGAAGAAGGAUCCAAUGAGGGUGAGGAAGAGGUUUCCUUUGAGAGACCCGGCCUCCUGGGGAGCCUGCAGGAGAGCAGCACAGGCGGGCCCCUGGGGGAGGUGGGUGGGCAGGCAGCCUCUGGGCAGGGACCACUGUCAGCAGAGAGCAGAGCCCAGGAACCCCUCCAAGAGGAGGAGGCUCCAGGGGAGGCUUCUGCAGGUCUCCCUGCAGCCACGCCUGAGGAACUGGCUCUGGGGGCCCGGAGGAAGAGAUUUCUCCCGAAAGUUAGAUCAGGAGGGGAGGGGGAGGUGACCAAGCCUGAAGAAAGGGAGAGCCCCUCCGUUUCCCCCCGGGGGCCCAGGAAGGGCCUGGCACCUGGGUCCCCGGGGACUCCAGGGCGGGAGAGACGCUCCCCUACCCAGGGCAGAAAGGCAGGCCUGCUGGAGGUGCCGCGCACGGAGGAGGAGCCCACUGCUGGGGACCUCGGCUCCAGCACCAAGGCCAGUGGUCCAGACGCAGAGCUGGCCCCAGAUGAAGGCAAGCAGGAUGCUCCCGGCAAGCCCAGGAAAGCCAAAGACCUGCUGAAAGCCCCACAGGUGAUCCGGAAGAUCAGGGUGGAGCAGUUUCCUGAUGCCUCGGGCAGCCUGAAGCUCUGGUGCCAGUUCUUCAACAUUCUCAGUGACUCAGUCUUGACGUGGGCCAAGGAUCAGUGCCCAGUGGGUGAGGUGGGCAGGAGUGCAGGGGAUGAGGGGCCAGCAGCCUUGGCCAUCGUGCAGGCGUCCCCUGUAGACUGUGGCGUGUAUCGGUGCACCAUCCACAACGAGCACGGCUCUGCCUCCACAGACUUCUGCCUCAGCCCUGAGGUGUUGUCAGGAUUCAUCUCCAGAGAAGAAGGUGAAGUUGGAGAAGAGAUUGAGAUGACCCCCAUGGUGUUUGCUAAGGGUCUGGCUGACUCUGGCUGCUGGGGGGACAAGCUCUUUGGGCGCCUGGUGAGUGAGGAGCUCCGAGGGGGUGGACACAGCUUUGGCCUCCGGAAAGCCUCGCAGGCCAAGGUCAUCUACGGCCUGGAGCCCAUCUUUGAUUCGGGCCGCACAUGCAUCAUCAAGGUGCCCAGCCUGCUGGUGUUUGGGCCCAGCAGCGAGACUUCUCUCCUGGGCAGAAACUAUGACGUCACCAUCCAGGGAUGCAAGAUCCAGAACAUGAGUCGGGAGUACUGCAAAAUCUUUGCGGCUGAAGCCCGGGCCAUACCUAGCUUUGGAGAGGUGCCUGAGAUCAUCCCAUUGUAUCUGAUUUACCGGCCUGCAAACAACAUCCCAUAUGCUACCCUGGAGGAGGACCUGGGCAAGCCCCUGGAGUCUUAUUGUUCCCGAGAAUGGGGCUGUGUUGGGGCCCCAGCAGCAUCUAGCAGCUCUGAGGCCACGCAGAAAUGCCAGACCUUCCAGCACUGGCUGUACCAAUGGACAAAUGGCAGCUUCCUUGUCACAGAUUUGGCAGGGGUUGACUGGAAGAUGACUGAUGUGCAGAUUGCCACCAAACUGCGAGGGUACCAAGGCCUCAAGGAGAGCUGUUUCCCUGCUCUGCUGGACCACUUUGCCUCUUCACACCAGUGCAACACCUAUUGUGAGAUGCUGGGGCUAAAACCGCUUAAGGGUCCUGAGACUGCCCAGCCCCAAGCUAAGGCCAAAGGCUCCAAGAGUCCAUCUUCCAGCAGGAAGGGUCCCCAGCUGAGUCCUCAGCCCCAGAAGAAAGGGCUGCCCAGUCCCCAGGGCACCCGGAAAAGUGCCCCAAGCUCCAAGGCCACCCCUCAGACCUCAGAGGCAGUCACUGCCCAGUUAUUGGGACAGCCUCCCACCCAAGAAGGGGGCUCCAAGGCCCAGGGCAUGCGGUAGCCCUCACAGGAGGCUGGGGGCCUCCACUCAGCAGCAGACCAACCAGGAAGCAGCUUGAACCCAAUGGAGACUUUCACAAUAUGAAACUCACCAGAGAAGGUGCACUGAGGAGAUACCACUUGGGGACUUCUCUGAGCAGCCUCUCCUCAAUCAGCUCCUCAUCAGAUGGUUUUGGUGCAUGGUACACAGUCCACUGGCCUCUCCUGGUGCCAUCCAUCACCCAGGGCUCCCAGGCCUCUAGCUGGCCCUACUCCAUGUGCCAGGCGGCCUGGGCCCUCCUUGAAGUUUACACUUGCCACUGCUGGAGGUUCCCCUGAGUCCUCUGCAUGAGUUCUGCACCCCCACCCCUUGCCCCCACCAAGUCCUGCCAUGAAUUUUGCACUCUGGGGGCGUAAAGGCCAACAUUACCCUCUUGCCCUUGCUUGGCCCUGAUCUCUCCCUGUUCUCAGGGUUCCAGUUUUCCUCUGCUCAGUGUCUGGCUCAGUGCCUCUCAGGGUCUUCUUCAAGCUACUUUGAUUCAUUCAUCCCAACUUAUUCCGCAACUAACCUGCCCCUGAGCCCACAUGGGGUCAGGGCCCUUCCAGAGCCUGUCAUUUCCUUUUGCAGUGGUCCUUGAUGAUGUGUUUAUGCUCUUCCUUCCCUCAUCACUCAGGCACUCACUCCUCUGCUUCCCUGCCCCCUGCAUCCCCCACACUUCCCUGGCUUUGAGCCCACUCACUGCCUGCUGCCUGCCCUUCACUGACUUUUUGCCUGUCUCUUUGCCCCAGGGCUUCUCUGGCCCUGCCCACCAACACCCAGGAGAGGGGCUGACCAUCUGGCCUCUCUCUCCAUCCCAGUACACUCUUCCCCUACUUCUCCUAAUCUAUUUACCCAUGAGGAGAAGACUGGCAUGAGAGUUGUGUCAGCAUCUGUGGGGAAGGUGUUGACUUUGAGGGACCUUGCGUUCCAUACUGAAAGGAGGUGGGGCCACAGUAAAUUCCAUAUUCCCUCUCAACCAGGGAUGGAGGGCUGAGACUCAUCCCAUGGGGGAGUGCACACCAUCCAUGCCCUGGGGUGGACGGGAAUCUUUUUGUCUGGGAAUUAAGACUCCUGCCUCCAACCAUUAGUUCCUGAUCUUGGGGAUCCAGCUCUGGGGCCUCAUGUAUGGACUCUUAAGGAAUUUCCCUGCUUGUCCCAGCACCCUGGAUCCUUCCUGAGCUUCCCUUCUUGAAGCCUGGGAUGGGGCGGGUCUGGAGCUAGCCUGCUCCCCUUGGAAUUCAAUAAAGGAAGCAACUGUGUAUCCUG
Choloepus didactylus (southern two-toed sloth) is the source of this 6354-nucleotide messenger RNA. It is a transcript of the gene ALPK3, whose product is annotated as alpha kinase 3. The transcript has 14 exons. Gene Ontology annotation, biological process: cardiac muscle cell development; protein phosphorylation. Bases 16 to 5070 code for a protein of 1684 amino acids. Gene Ontology annotation, cellular component: nucleus. Gene Ontology annotation, molecular function: protein serine/threonine kinase activity; ATP binding. The record is from RefSeq and is a predicted model, not a curated record. Lineage: Eukaryota; Metazoa; Chordata; Mammalia; Pilosa; Megalonychidae.